UUUUCCCCUGAUAAAUAUGAACUGUAUGUUUUCGAAACUGGAUCCCCUAUGGUUGUCUUUAGUUUUUUGUUUAUAUUUUAGGUUGAGGCUGCAUAUGAUAUGCUGCUCAUGCGGAGCUUAACCCAACGACGAGCGGAGAAUGUCGUGGACAGAAGAAUUAUAUAUGCUGAUGUUAAACCUGUUAAUCCUCCCGGGGUGCAAUCAAUGCCUCGGUGGGUGCAAACAACUCUGAAGAAUUUACCUGUUUCAGUUGAAACUCCAGUUUCUAGUGAAUUGGGCAUACAAGCUGGUGUAUAUGGAGCUCUUAUGGUUCUAACUUAUGUGAAUGAGUCCUUCGUGAUUCCUUACGCCGGAGCAGAUGUUCCGGGGCUUAUCUUAGUAAGUAGCUUUGGAGCUUCCUUGCACUUUAUGACCAGAAAGAAUGUGAAGUUAGAAACGAUGAAGGGAGAGUAAAAGAGAAGAGCAGAAGAACCCAUGGGCUUUCGGGCUGCUGCUGCUGCUUCUUACUGAGUGAAAACAUUGUAUAUAAUGGUGAAAUGUGUAUAUAUGAUGCUGGCAGUUAACUACAAAUUUAACUUAAUUUUUAUUUAGCGGCUUAUAUUUUGCAGGGUAUUGCUUGCGAAACACAUUACUAAAAGACUUCCGAAUUUCAUUUUAUAAUGUAUAGAAGAAGAUUUGUAGUGGUUUUAUAAUCAUUCUGUAUUUCUAACUCUUCUUUGUCCCAGUCCAGUGAUUUAUCAGAAUUUUUAGCUCAUUUCUCUAUUUGAGCAUUCCUUUUCUGUUUUCC
Molecule: messenger RNA, 787 nt
Organism: Hibiscus syriacus
Lineage: Eukaryota; Viridiplantae; Streptophyta; Magnoliopsida; Malvales; Malvaceae
Exons: 2
Coding region: 100-453 (117 amino acids)
Cellular component (GO): chloroplast membrane
Source: RefSeq, a predicted model, not a curated record